AUGUUGCGCUACCGCCGCUACCGCGCCUUCGUCGUCUUCGCCGUCCUGACGGUGCUGGUGCUCUGGCAGUUUGCCGGCUCUGAAACAUGGACCUCGAGCAGCUUGGGGUCCAGCCUGUCGGGAGCUGGUAGCUCCAGCUCGAGCUCUCACGGCUCCGUGCCCGCCGCCGACGACAUACCCGACGCUCUCGCUCCGCCCAAGAGCAACAACUACGGCAGCCCCAUCGCCACCGAGGACAAGGACGAGGUGCCUGAUGUCGAGGUACCGCAGGCUGAGAAGCCCGAGGACCAGCAGGAGCCGCCCGCCCUGCCCCAGCCCAGCAAGCCUGUGCAGGGCAAGCCGCCACCGGCGUUUGAGGACGAGGACUCGUUCUACCUCGAUGGCGAUACCCCGACCAGUCCGCACGAGCCGCAGGUUGUGGUGCCGCAUGAGGGCGGCGAGGGCCGCAAGGAAAUAGAAGAUGAGGAGAAAGCGAUUCACUGGCACAAGUUGGAGGAACACUUCCCUGUGACGUCAACGAUCCAGCUGCCCGCAGGCUCGCCCAAACCGGUCCCCAAGAUCCAGGCCACCUUCCCGAAGGAGUCCUCAGCCGAGGUAAAGGAGCGCAAGGCUCAGCUUAUGGCUAUCAAGGAGGCCAUGACCUUCUCGUGGAACGGAUACCGCAAGUACGCAUGGAUGAAAGAUGAGCUGUCGCCCGUCUCCAACGGCAGCCGCAACCCUUUUGCCGGUUGGGGCGCCACGCUGGUGGAUGCGCUGGAUACGCUAUACAUCAUGGGCAUGGAGGACGAGUUCGAAGAGGCGGUUGCGGCUGUGGCGGAGAUCGACUUCACCACGACAUUCCGCAAGGAUAUCCCGCUGUUCGAAACGGUUAUUAGGUACCUGGGCGGUCUGAUCGCAGCCUACGACAUCAGCGGAUUGAAGCACAGGAUCUUGCUGGACAAGGCUGUGGAGCUGGCCGAAGUUUUGAUGGGUGCGUUUGAUACGCCGAACCGCAUGCCCAUGACUUUCUACUAUUGGAUGCCCACAUACGCGUCACAACCGCACCGUGCUGGCACGCGCGUCGUCCUUGCGGAGAUCGGCUCCCUUUCCGUCGAAUUCACUAGGCUUGCCCAGCUCACCAAGGAGCCGAAGUACUACGACGCCAUUGCCCGCAUCACCAAUGCAUUCAUGGAGUGGCAGGACACCCUCCUGCCUGGAAUGUGGCCAGUUCAUGUUGACGCUUCCGGUUGCAAGAGGCCGGAGCAGCCCGAGCUAGGAGAACCCGCCAAGUCGGCCCACCCGCCCUUGAAGGCCGAGGAGAAAUUGAUCGCGGAAAGCCACGUCAACAAGAACAACCCGGAAAGAUUCGGUGGCAAGAACCCGGUUCCAGAUGACGACCAUGAUGAUAUCUCGGACGACUUGGUCAAGCGUCAGCUGGACGACCCGCUCUCCCUCUCCAAGGCGGCUAUCGAUGAGGCUGAGGAUGAGGUUCGCACAGAAAAGGCGUCUUCUUCCGUUGAGAAGGAUGCAACUUUCACCACCAAGACCAAGCCGACGGCAACGCUGGCGGACUGUGCACCCCAGGGUCUGGCGCCUGCUAGCAUUCACGGAUCUCAACAGUUUACCCUUGGCGGAAUGUCUGACUCGAUGUACGAAUAUUUCCCCAAGGAAUAUCUUCUUCUUGGUGGCCUCGCUCCGGAAUAUCAGGAAUUGUACGAGAAGUCUGCAGACGCAGUGAAGUCCGACCUCCUUUACAGGCCCAUGCUGCCUGAUGGCUCCCCUGACAUGCUCUUCUCCGGCACCCUGAGCGUUACUCCUCCUGACAAGAAGAGCAGAAAGGCCGUGAAGAGGCUUAAGCACGAGGGAACCCACUUGACCUGCUUUGCCGGCGGCAUGUUCGCCUACGGUGCGAAGAUCUUCAAGCGCACGGAGGACGUAAAGAUUGGUGCUGAGCUGACCGAGGGAUGCGUGUGGGCCUAUAACGUCACUGCCACAGGCAUCAUGCCCGAGUCUUUCCUCCUAACCCCCUGCGAUGACCUCACCGGUUGCGAGUGGAACCAGACCAGGUGGCACGAGGAGCUCGACCCGAACGCAGAUAGCAGGCAGGAGACGUACCAGCGCCAGCUCAAGCACUACAGCUCGCAGGUCGCCAUCGCCCGCGCCAAGGCCACCGCAACCUCCACGGCCCUCCCCGAGUUUGGCAUCGCGACCGCUGCCGCCGACGCUGAGGCCAUACCUACCAAUGCUAUUCCGAAUGCUGGUCCCGUCAACCGUUGGGACCGCAGGCAACUAGGUGGAGUAGAGAACGAUGUCAACAAACCGACCAGGACGACGUACAGCGACGCCCACGAGCCGGCCGCUGAUGUGCUGAAGGAUGACGCGGAGGACAUGAAUGAUCCGGCCAUCUCGCACAUUUGGAAGCCACAGAAGCCGCUCACCCACGAGGCGUAUGUUGACAGACGUAUUAAGGAGGAGAGGUUGCCUACGGGCUUCACGAGGGUGGAGUCGAGGCAUUACAUCUUGAGACCCGAGGCUAUCGAGUCCGUCUGGUACAUGUACCGUAUCACAGGCGACCGUUACUGGCGCGAGGCCGGAUGGAACAUGUUCACGGCCAUCCAGACGUACUGCCGGGCUGAGUUCGGUUACUCGGCCAUCGACGACAUCACCAAGUCCGCUCCGACCCUGAAAGAUGAGAUGGAGAGCUUUUGGCUUGCGGAGACGCUGAAGUACUUCUGGCUGCUUUUCGCCGACGAGGACGUGGUCAGUCUCGACGAGUGGGUGCUUAAUACCGAGGCGCAUCCGUUCAGGCGACCGGAUGCAGGACCUUGGCCGCCGAAGGCUUGA
Lasiodiplodia theobromae is the source of this 2823-nucleotide messenger RNA. Its product is annotated as Class i alpha-mannosidase 1a. Gene Ontology annotation, biological process: carbohydrate metabolic process; N-glycan processing. Gene Ontology annotation, cellular component: Golgi membrane; endoplasmic reticulum. NCBI's taxonomy places the organism in Eukaryota, Fungi, Ascomycota, Dothideomycetes, Botryosphaeriales, Botryosphaeriaceae. The transcript is spliced from 3 exons. Gene Ontology annotation, molecular function: mannosyl-oligosaccharide 1,2-alpha-mannosidase activity; calcium ion binding. The record is from RefSeq and is a predicted model, not a curated record. The coding region runs from base 1 to 2823 and encodes 940 amino acids.